GAGCAGCGGCUCCCGGGGCAGCGCAGAGGGAACCCCGCCAUGGUGGGGGCUGACGGGGGGCCCCACGCCCCGGGCUCCGCGUAACCCACCCCCACCCCCCCCGGCCUCGGGCUGCCGAGCGCCAGGACAGCGGGAAUUCUCGGAGCAUCCUUCUUUCUUGCCGAGCAGAGGCCGACGGAGCCCCUCUCUGCCCUCGUCUCCCUCCGGCGCGGAGAGGAAUGAUGAAGAAAACCAAUCCUGCCAAGAGGGGGCCACAGGAUGGGACGCAGCCGCCGGUGCAGCCGGAGAAGGUCGGUUGGGUGCGGAAAUAUUGUGGGAAAGGCAUUUUUCGGGAGAUCUGGAAGAACCGUUAUGUGGUUUUGAAAGGGGAUCAGCUCUACGUCUCGGAGAAAGAGGUAAAGGAUGAAAAAACCCUCCAGGAAGCGUUCGACCUGAGCGAUUAUGAGAAAUGCGAAGAGCUCAGGAAGUCCAAAAGCAGAAGCAAAAAGAACCACAGCAAAUUCACCCUCGCCCACUCCAGGCAGCCAGGAAACACGGCACCAAACCUGAUCUUCCUGGCCGUGAGUCCAGAAGAGAAAGAGUCCUGGAUUAACGCCCUCAACUCCGCCAUCACCCGUGCUAAAAACCGCAUCCUAGACGAGGUCACUGUUGAAGAAGACAGCUUCCUCGCCCACCCAACGCGCGACAGGGCGAAGAUCCAGCACUCCCGACGCCCUCCGACGCGGGGACACUUGAUGGCUGUGGCAUCUACCUCAACCUCUGAUGGCAUGCUGACCCUCGACCUGAUCCAGGAGGAGGACGCCUCUCCGGAGGAUCACAGCACCUGCGAGGAGAGCUUCCGCGUGGACCUGGACAAGUCGGUGGCACAUCUCGCCAACGGUCGGCGCCGGUCGGACUCAGAGAACAUCAAGUCAUCGGAGAAGGGGCGGACGGGGAGCCUCCCGCGACGGGAGGUGACCUCGUGGGACAGAUCCGGGCAGCGCAAUGACUCCUUGGAUAAAGGGACCAUGUACACGCCCCAGGUUCCCAAAAAGCUCUCGCACUCCGAAAAGAACAAAUGUGCCUCCAUGGAAGAAAUCCUGUCCCGGAGGGACUCUUCGGCGCACCGGGCGGUGCUGAGGAGGGGGUUGGAGGCUCAGUUCGCUUCGGCGGAGCCCGAGCAGCUCUCCCGGCUCCAAGAAUUGGUUGCACUGAAACUGGAAAAAACUCAGGAACUGCUGACGGAGGUGAAGGGCUACGGGGAAGGCAAGAGGAAGGCCAAGGAUUCCACCACCACCACCACCAGCACCACCACCACCACCACCUCUACUUCCUCCUCCUCAACUUCCAAGUCGGACUCUGAGAGGAUCCUGCAGGAAUCCGAGAGGCUGCUGGGGGAGGCUUCCUCCACCUGGAGCCAAGCGAAGAGGGUGCUGCAGGAGAUCAAGGAGUUGAGGGACCUGUACAAACAGUUGGAACUGCAACAGUCGGACUCCAAACCCAGACAGAGCUCACAGUCCCAGUACAGGAAGAGCAUGAUGUGAAGGCCGACGGCUUCUGUCACGUUUGGAGGGCAGAAGGAAGCAGCAGAUCCCAGCAAACGCCCCCGCACGCCCGGAGGAGCAGCGCGACGGCGGAUGCUCUGGCGCUGGACGAGCCCUCUCCUGCCUUGCGGCUCCUCCGCGAAGCCUCCCGCCUCGUUCCCUCUUGGAAAUAAACCACAAAGAGAGGUGCGACGAACACAAGUCCCCGGGAUCCAGGAACGGCCUUGAAGGUGCUUCGAAGCUGAGGUUGACCUCAAGCUGUAGGCGAGUUGCCGGAGGCGCUCGCUGGGCUGCGGCUCGUGGGGCUCUCCUGUGGCUCGUGAGGCUCCCAUGUGGCUCGUGGGGCUCUCCUGUGGCUCGUGGGGCUCC
Cuculus canorus (common cuckoo) is the source of this 1892-nucleotide messenger RNA. RefSeq names its product pleckstrin homology domain containing O1 (gene PLEKHO1). NCBI's taxonomy places the organism in Eukaryota, Metazoa, Chordata, Aves, Cuculiformes, Cuculidae. The coding region runs from base 219 to 1523 and encodes 434 amino acids. Gene Ontology annotation, biological process: regulation of myoblast fusion. The transcript is spliced from 7 exons. Gene Ontology annotation, cellular component: muscle cell projection membrane; ruffle membrane. The record is from RefSeq and is a predicted model, not a curated record.